Penaeus vannamei (Pacific white shrimp) is the source of this 425-nucleotide messenger RNA. Lineage: Eukaryota; Metazoa; Arthropoda; Malacostraca; Decapoda; Penaeidae. The record is from RefSeq and is a predicted model, not a curated record.
AACGAUAGAGGUGUCGUGGUCGGCUCCGAAUCCAGCUGAUGUCCGAGGAAUUGUGCUCGGCUAUCGGGUCCUUUACGGCCCUUCGCAGGACUUUCAUGGAAUCCUGCACGUUCCUGCUGGUCUCCCCGUCCACCGCCGUCUACCUGGAGGGCCUGACAAACGACACCCACUACGAGAUACAAGUCAUGGCCUACACGAACGCCGCCGUGGGAAGCGCUUCUCCGCCGGUUGUCUGCCACACCCCGCCUCUGAUCCCAGCGGCUCCCCCAGCACAUCAGCGACGAAUUCCGCAUAAACAGCACAGCAGAACUGCAACCAAUUGGCACGUGGUAUGCUGUAGGCAGGACUCCAAGGGUACUCAUGGUAGCAGACGGUUGCGUUAAUUGUUAUUACAUAAUGACAAUGCAUAAAUAUAUUUAUGAAGU